AUGAACAAUUUGCUCAUUACUGUUUCAUUACUUUUGGUCACUAUUGUCUUUGCCGCGACAUUUACAAACCCUGCGGUGGAGGCUAAAAAAGAAAUAAUAAUCUCAUUCAAAUGCAAACAGAAAUCAGAUUGUUUAUCAAACAUUGCAUGUCUGGCUUGUGUUGAUUGCCGAUGUGAUAAAAACUUGUGUAGAUGCCAUGGUUUCAAAGAAGAAAACGGGAAUCCAACAGUUGCACCAUUACCAGUUUAA
Molecule: messenger RNA, 249 nt
Organism: Raphanus sativus (radish)
Lineage: Eukaryota; Viridiplantae; Streptophyta; Magnoliopsida; Brassicales; Brassicaceae
Product: defensin-like protein 287
Exons: 2
Coding region: 1-249 (82 amino acids)
Source: RefSeq, a predicted model, not a curated record